Chelonoidis abingdonii (Abingdon island giant tortoise) is the source of this 1914-nucleotide messenger RNA. Lineage: Eukaryota; Metazoa; Chordata; Testudines; Testudinidae. The record is from RefSeq and is a predicted model, not a curated record.
GGCAGCGGCUGCUGCUGAAAGCCUUGCUUGGCUCCUUCUUCUGCUGGGCACUUGGGUCGUGCCGGCUGCUGCCUAGAGUCCCCUCCAGCUCCCCCUGGUUGGGGAAGGAGAGGGAAGCUCUGCCUUGGAGUGAGGGAGGCUCCAGGGGCUGUGCCGCCUGCCUCCUCCUGGUGCUUCGGUUGGGGCUUUGCUGACCGGACUGAGCGGCCCCUGCUUGGGAGGGCAGCGGAGAGAGAGAGAGGGCAAGACUGGCGGCGGCCACUGGUCCCGUCCCAGGAGGAGUUGCGUGCAGCAGGUCUAGGGGAAGUGGAAGCAGCACCGGCAUGUUCCUGGAGUGCACCUCGAGACUAUACCGUCUAUAAAGCUUGCUGAAGAUAGACAUAUGUGCUGCAAUGGUGACAUAAAUUAUUAAGCAGGACUGGAACAAGUUGUUGAAAAGUUGUGGUUUUUUUUAAUGCUGCUGCUGUUAGAAGCAAUCUAAGGCAAGUAUACAACAUGAGUUUUAUCAUGAAACUUCACAGACAUUUUCAAAGAACAGUUAUCUUGCUUGCCACUUUUUGUAUGGUGAGCAUUGUUAUUUCUGCUUACUAUUUGUAUAAUGGCUACAAACAGGAAAAUGAACUUUCUGAGAUCUCUUCAGAAUUGGAAUGUGGUGAUCUUCAGCUGUUGUCAUACAAGUUAAUGGAGCUGAAGACAGUGAAGCCCAUUGAUCUCAUUGGGACUGAUCCCGUAGUGCUGGUGUUUGUGGAAAGCCAGUACUCAGCACUCGGUCAAGAUAUAAUAACAAUUCUAGAAUCCAGCAGAUUUCAGUAUCACAUAGAGAUUGCUCCUGGGAAAGGUGAUCUUCCAGUGCUUAUAGACAAAAAUAAAGGCAAAUAUGUUCUCAUUGUAUAUGAAAAUAUUUUAAAGUAUGUGAAUAUGGACGCAUGGAACAAAGGCCUACUAGAUAAAUACUGUACUGAAUAUGGUGUGGGUGUCAUUGGAUUCCAUAAGGGCAGCGAGAACAGCUUGCAGAGCAUUCAGUUUAAGGGCUUUCCUUUCCAUGUUCAUGGCAAUCUGGGUGUUAAGGACUGUUGUGUUAACCCUCAUUCCCCAUUGCUUCAUGUAACUAAAUCCUCUAAGUUUGAUAAAGGUCCCUUGCCUGGAAAUGACUGGACAGUUUUCCAGAUUAAUCAUUCAGCCUAUCAGCCAGUGAUAUUUGCAAAAAUAAAGACUACAGAAAACCUCCCACUACCCAUCACUAAAAAUGCUCUCCAUGCCACAGUAGUUCAUGACCUGGGGCUUCAUGAUGGGAUUCAGAGAGUCCUCUUCGGCAACAACUUGAACUUUUGGCUGCACAAGCUGAUCUUUAUAGAUGCCAUCUCUUUUCUGUCUGGGAAAAAGCUCACAUUGUCCUUGGAUAGGUACAUUCUUGUUGACAUAGAUGACAUCUUUGUUGGGAAGGAAGGAACAAGGAUGAAUGUCAAUGAUGUGCAGGUACAGUAUGUGGAAAAAAAAACUGUUCUGCUACUGCAAAAGCUUCAACAUGAAUUCUUAUUUUUUAAACUGAAAUUAAUGUUUGAAAUUUACCAAAAAUGCAAAUCUGUCUUGCUGCACCAAUCCCAAGUAUAUGUGUUUGGCAUAAGAAGAAUCCCUUGGGGUUUGGGGAGACAGAAUCCUUCUCUCUUGCAGGCUACAAAGUUCCUUUGUGGCACCUGCUGCAACCUCAGAGCUGGAAUAGUCUAUUGCCUAUUAACUUGCCUCUUGCAAAGGAGCUGGGAGAGGCUGGUGAAUCAUAGUGACAGAUCCUCUGGCCAAUUCAGGUACUCACCGAAGUGACAGAGACGGAGCACCUGCCUAACUUUGCUGAAGGUGUGUGCUCCUGUUUGAAAUCUUAUUCUGCUUUCCUACCCACAUGGAAACUGGUUCUGCUAU